Molecule: messenger RNA, 610 nt
Organism: Ixodes scapularis (black-legged tick)
Lineage: Eukaryota; Metazoa; Arthropoda; Arachnida; Ixodida; Ixodidae
Exons: 4
Coding region: 29-514 (161 amino acids)
Source: RefSeq, a predicted model, not a curated record
UGUUCCACCAGAACGUUCACUAGCCAUCAUGAAGGUUCAAGCACUCGCGACUUUUGCUGUCGUAGCAGUCUUCCUACCGAUAGCAAACUGCGCUUUAGAAGAAAAUGCUACGCUGGAAGACCGAACGUGUGCUAAGAGGGAUGCGGACGCCAAAAAAGUUACGGGAACCGUGGAAAGUUGCAGUUAUCAUUGCCAACCUGGCGAGGGAUACAGCAACUAUAUAGAACACUACUAUCCAGAUGGUACGUCAUGCCAGUACAACAGUGCACUGACAAGCAAGUGCAUGAAUAAGUUAUGUCAUCAUCCAGACGAUGAUAUAUUCAAGAAGGAGGGGAAAGAGAAUCCAGGAAACGAAGAGGGAAAGAAAAAUGGCAAUAAUGAAGACGAGGGAGAGGAAAACAAAGAGGAUGAAAAUAAAGAGGAGAAGCCGGACGAAAACGAAGAGAAAGGGGAGGAAGGACAUGAAAAAGAAAAGAAAGAUGAGGAAGAUGGUGGAGGCACAGAGGACACUUAAAAGAAACAGAAUCACUCAAACAUACCCACGAAUGCAUGCGUGGAGCUCCUUUUUGUUUUCGGUGUUACGCUUCAAUAAGAAAACCCAUGGCGUGCU